This is a messenger RNA of Stegastes partitus (bicolor damselfish), 1860 nucleotides long. RefSeq names its product serine/arginine repetitive matrix 4 (gene srrm4). NCBI's taxonomy places the organism in Eukaryota, Metazoa, Chordata, Actinopteri, Pomacentridae. The transcript has 13 exons. Gene Ontology annotation, molecular function: mRNA binding. The record is from RefSeq and is a predicted model, not a curated record. Gene Ontology annotation, biological process: neuron maturation; mRNA processing; regulation of RNA splicing. Gene Ontology annotation, cellular component: nucleus. The coding region runs from base 1 to 1860 and encodes 619 amino acids.
AUGCAGCCGCCUUGUUCGCUCCAGCUCGGCCCCUGUGGCCCCUCACCGUCCCCGGGCGGCUCCGGCAGCCUCCAGCAGCUGGAGGAGAAGCAGCUCUUUGAGAAGUUUUGGAAGGGGACUUUCAAGGCUGUGGCCACCCCGAGACCGGAGAGCGUCAUCGUAGCGAGCAUCACCGCCCGCAGGAGAGUCGCUGACUCUGAAACAACAACCUGCCAGCCGCUCAAGACUGACGAGAGGAAGGCGGCGGACACGAGGGUGGACGCGUCGGACAGAAACGGCUGCAUCAAAGGACGUAAACACCACAGCAGCCACCGCCGGGCCAGGAGCCCUUCCUUUGAUGAAGAACGUUCCCUUCGGCCAAAGGGGAAGAAGAAGAAGAGAAAGUCUGAGCGGAAGAGGAAAAGGAAAAGGUCUCCGUCCCACAGCCUGUCACCGCUGAGGAAGAAGAAGAAGAAGAAGAAGAAGAGCUCCAAGAAGAGCAAGCGGCAUAGGUAUACCUCCAAAAAGUCAAAACACAGCUCUUCAAGUUUAAAACAUAAGAGGAAGGAUGAGCGCAAGCACAAGAAAAGUUCCAGGACUCACUCGCGGCGGAGGCGGCGGUACCGGAGGUCAGAGUCGGACAGCUCCUCCUGCCAGUCUUCCACAGAGGACAGACACCAUCUGCAAAAAUCUGUGGUGCAUCAGGCUUUAGGAGAGCUGGCAGCUGUGGGACAGGAAGCCAACACACUGCUCACCCACACGGACAUCAAGUGGAGACCUACAACCAAAUCAGUGUGUAAAACGGCUCCAAAAUAUCGCUCCAUCCUCUCAACCGGCACCAUUUUGUCGUCAAAACCUGGAGGCGACCUUUUACACGGAAACGGGUCUCAGCAUUUGUCGAGCCACGCCGAAGGGCCGCACGAUUACGAUUCUGGGAAUGACACGUCUUCGCCGCCGUCGAGCAAAACCGGUGUUUCUCGGGCGAGUGUCACUGACAACAAGAGGAACCGCUGUCAGCGUCUGGCCUCGCCGGAGAAGCUCAAGUUCGCUGACAGAGACAAUGCGUCUGAUUCAGGAAACUCUGUCACCAGCUACGCUUCCUUGUGCAAACCGUACGUGGAGGACGGCUUGUCUGCAACCAUUUUCAGUGCAAAAAGGGAGCAGAUAACCUUGGGGUGUCGGAUAGAGGUCGUGAGAUCCCCAAAGACAUCCAGCUGUUCGCAGAGGAGGAACGAGUCGUCUCGAAGGCGACUGAAAGGCCGGUCGUCGAGCAGCAGGAGCAGGAGCAGAUCCUCAGGGAGUUCCAGAUACUCGGGACGCUACUCUCGAAGCCCCUCUCUGUCGUCUUGCAGCUCGUACUCGCGCUCGCUGAGUAAUUCGGCUGAUCUGAGGCGAAGAGGCAGCGUAGCCAGCCUGAGCUCCAGAGGAAGCUACUCCAGAUACAGCGCUGACAGACUGCGGGGCCGAAAGAGAACAGGCAGCUCCAGAGAGACGGACGUGAAGCACGCACAUAAGGUUAGCGGGAAGAGACGAAGACGCAAAUCCUACUCUCCUAUGAAGAAGAGGAGGAGAGACUCGCCAAGCCAUCUGGAAGCACGCCGAAUCACAAGUGCCAGGAAGCGGCCCAUCCCUUACUUCCGCCCCAGCCCGUCCUCCAGCAGCCGCUCCACCAGCGUGUCGUCCUGGAGCAGCCUCUUCACCCGCAGCCGCAGCCGCAGCCCCGUCCACAGCCUGAGCCGCAGCAGGAGCCGCAGCCGGAGCCACAGCUACUCCACCUACCGGAGCUACAGCCGCAGCUCGUCCUGGAACUCCAUCUUUGGGACCCGCAGCCGCAGCCGGAGUCGCGGCUCGCUGAGCAAACGCAACAAAACGAGGCAUUAG